AUGGUGCAUGAUUCCAUUUCACAUCCAACACCAUGGUUGUUGUUGGUUGGGAUGAUGCUUCUCAUCUCCGCAGUCACCUAUUCCACAGCAGCAACAACUCCUUCCAUUCUGUCCAACAAUAACAAACACAUUCAUCACAUUCCUUUAAAAAAGGAAUCCAAACAGCCGGGUUGGACCGAUCAACGAAAUUUCCUUCGUUCCUUUUACUUUUCGACUGGAGGUCCUUAUUGGAGAAAUAACACGGGUUGGAACACAUUGGAUACCAAAGAUGAAACAAAUUAUUGUUCAUGGAGAGGAGUGAGAUGUGUCAAGGAUGAAUCUGUUCUUUCCAUUGCAUUGGUGAAUAAUAAUUUAACAGGAUUAUUACCUUCGGGUGUUUCUGUAUUGAAAGAUUUAAUGAUUUUGGAUUUGGGGUUCAAUAAUUUGUAUGGACAAAUUCCUAAAGAAUAUUCUGAAUUGGAGUAUUUGAAUGGAUUUGCUGUUGGAAGUAAUCAUUUUGAAGGAAUGUUGCCAGAAAGAUUUUGUGGUAUUUUGAGUUGUGAUGCGUAUAAUAAUCCAAAAUUGAAAUGUCCUUCCAAUAAUUGUAGAAAUAAUCAUUGUAACAUGUCGCAGUGUAAUUGUGGAGGAAUGCAAAUGUGCAAUGAUGACAAUGAUUGUGCUGGAAAAUUAUGUGGCAAGUGUAAACAACAAGGAAGCAAUCCAUGGUAUAAAAUAUGUCAGUAA
Molecule: messenger RNA, 723 nt
Organism: Naegleria lovaniensis
Lineage: Eukaryota; Heterolobosea; Eutetramitea; Acrasida; Naegleriidae
Exons: 1
Coding region: 1-723 (240 amino acids)
Source: RefSeq, a predicted model, not a curated record